Messenger RNA from Acanthosepion pharaonis, 594 nucleotides. NCBI's taxonomy places the organism in Eukaryota, Metazoa, Mollusca, Cephalopoda, Sepiida, Sepiidae. The record is from the annotation of a GenBank genome assembly.
AUGCUUCUCUCUCACAUCAAACACAUUUUCUCUCUUUUUCCUUCCGACUUUUCUUUUUUUCCCUUCCUUCUCUACCGUUGCCGCCAUGUUAGAUAUGUCUGGCGCCCGAUAAUGGGCUAUUUUGGAGCGGCCCUGUUUGGGGUUCUUUUCCUUGUUGCCGUCUCUCUUAGACAGUUCAUUAUCUAUCUAUCUAUCUAUCUAUCUAUCUAUCUAUCUAUCUAUCUAUCUAUCUAUCUAUCUAUCUAUCUAUCUCAGCCUGUUAAUGCUUAUCUAUCUAUCUAUCUAUCUAUCUAUCUAUCUAUCUAUCUAUCUAUCUAUCUCAGCCUGUUAAUGCCUAUCUAUCUAUCUAUCUAUCUAUCUAAUUCAGUCUGUUCAUAUCUAUCUAUUUUGAUAUAUUUAUCCGAAUUUUUCUUUCUUUCUUUAUCUAUUUAUUUAUUUCUUUCAUUAUUUCUUUCUUUCUUUUUACACAUUGAAAUUAUCUUCCUUUUUCAUUAUUUCAUUCUCUCUUUCUUCUUUGACUUUCUGUUUUCUUUCUUUUUCUUUUCGCCAUCGGUUUUUCUACAGCAUUUUCUUUCUUUCAUUCUUUCUACAUAG